CCCAGCCCGGCCCGCAGCCCCCGGCCCGGCUGCCCGCGCCCGGCCGGCCCAAGGCAGGCAGGAGGCGCUACAAGACCUUCAUGAUCGACGAGAUCCUCUCCAAGGAGACCUGCGACUACUUCGAGAAACUUUCGCUGUACUCCGUGUGCCCGUCGCUCCUGGUCCGGCCCAAGCCGCUGCACUCCUGUGCCGGCUCCCCCUCUCUGCGGGCGUACCCUCUCAUCUCGGUCAUCACCCGGCAGCCGCCCGCCGUGCCCCCGCUGCUCCCGGCGCCCAGCAGCUCCCGGGGGCUGCCAGCCCAGCCCUGCCCGGGGCUCACGGGCACCGAGGGCUCCCCAGGAGAGCCCCAGGGCAGCAGCGAGUCGGAGACAGAGCAGCCCACGCCGCGCUCCAAGAAACCGCGCCGGAGUAGGACCAUCUUCACCGAGAUCCAGCUCAUGGGCCUGGAGAAGAAAUUCCAGAAGCAGAAGUACCUCUCUACCCCYGACAGGCUCGACUUAGCCCAGUCCCUGGGGCUGACUCAGCUGCAGGUGAAGACGUGGUACCAGAACCGUAGGAUGAAGUGGAAAAAAAUGGUGUUGAAGGGUGGACAGGAAGCUCCAACAAAGCCCAAAGGCCGUCCGAAGAAAAACUCCAUUCCCACCUUGGAGGAGAUCGAAGCAGAGGAGAAAAUGAACAGCCAGGCUCAGAGUCAGGAGCUGGAGGGAUCUCAAGCCUCMGAGGAGCCAAAACUGACAGAGGAGAAGCCAGAAGAUGUCCCAUUGGAGACAGAGAAGUCUCCAGAACAUAUACCAGAGCCUUCCUCAGAGGAGACCACACCUUUAAGUUAAAAGGGAGAGAAAGGAGGGGAAAAGAAAAGCAAAAAAAAAAAAAGAGAAAAACCAAAACCAAAUAUAUAUAUGUAUAUAUAUAUAUUUAAAUAUGUAUGUAAUGGUGUGUGUGUACAUAUAUAUAUAAAUAUAUAUAUAUAUAUAUGUAGACCUUGUGUAUAAGUCUAAAGAUUGGUCACUUUGUGCCUUUGGGAAUCAGCCAUCAKGGGCCAGGUGGAACAAAGACAUCCUGUGGGAGUGGUGCCUGAGCCCUCCUGUGGAGAGGGCCAGGGCCAGGACAUUUCCAGGGAAAAGCAGAGCUGGAACCCSCAGACAGCUCCUGGAGAAGCCCAGGGCUCUCCCAGGCAGUGGGAGACGUGUGUGGCUGUGCUGGAGGGUUGGGAUKUUCCCUUGGCUUGAUCCUUGCCUUGUGUGGGACAAAGAGCUUGGCCUGGGCUCCAAAUCAGGGACAGCUGARGAAUGGCAGCUCUGACAGCACCAUCUCCUCGUGGAAACAGCACUUAAUGUUGUCAGGGAUGGGCCCGACUUAAACCAUUUUAGGAAACRGUUCAGAACUCCAGGUUUGCUUUGACCCUGUUCAGAUCAAAGCUUCCAAAGGCAGAUCCAUGCCUGGAUCAGCUCCAAUUGCCUCUCCUUGGGUUGGUUUUGUGCCGUGUCGGUGAAUUUGCAAUGACCUGGGAUAAAACUUGGAUUGAGAUGAGCAUUUGGAUAUGAGUCUGCUCCAAAAGCUUUGGGAUGCUUGGAUUUGGGAUUUUGCUUUGGACCCACUUCUAAUUUUUGUAGGGAUUUUUAAAAUGAACUGUUAAAUGUUUUCAGGGUUUGGGGGAAAUGAUGGAUUUCCAAAGUUGCUUCAGGAAGCUGGCAUUUGUUUAGGAUGUGUGCCAAGAAAGGAUGUGCAUCAUGUUUCAGAGAGUCUUGUUAAGGGUGCAUUUUGCCCAAAGGCUGCAAGAGAUGUAUUAAGAUAACCUUUAUUUUUUAAUUAAAAAUAAAAUAUAUAAAUCAAACAGUUGUUAUUG
This is a messenger RNA of Malurus melanocephalus (red-backed fairy wren), 1846 nucleotides long. It is a transcript of the gene BARX2, whose product is annotated as BARX homeobox 2. NCBI's taxonomy places the organism in Eukaryota, Metazoa, Chordata, Aves, Passeriformes, Maluridae. Gene Ontology annotation, cellular component: nucleus. Gene Ontology annotation, biological process: regulation of transcription by RNA polymerase II. The coding region runs from base 81 to 830 and encodes 249 amino acids. Gene Ontology annotation, molecular function: DNA-binding transcription factor activity, RNA polymerase II-specific; RNA polymerase II transcription regulatory region sequence-specific DNA binding. The record is from RefSeq and is a predicted model, not a curated record. The transcript has 4 exons.